Phytophthora sojae is the source of this 837-nucleotide messenger RNA. RefSeq lists its product as hypothetical. NCBI's taxonomy places the organism in Eukaryota, Oomycota, Peronosporomycetes, Peronosporales, Peronosporaceae. The transcript has a single exon. Bases 1 to 837 code for a protein of 278 amino acids. The record is from RefSeq and is a predicted model, not a curated record.
AUGAUGUCCCCAGCAUCCAUCCUGGCCGCGACUUUGGCUGUCGCUCUGUCCGUCAAUACUGUGCAAGCUCACGGCUACGUUGAGAAACCCGAGUCUGAGUUCAAGGACAAGAUAUCAUCGGAGUGGAUUGUUCAGAUCGACCCGCAGUGGAAGGGUGACUGGGAUGGCGCCAAAGGAGACGAAGGACUCGUGGCUCUUUACAAGGAGCUGAAGGACUCCAACAACGCGAAGGACAUCCGCACUCUGCUUGACAGCGACACGAAGCUCUACGGUGCCAACUGCGGAUACACCAACCCAGACGCCACGCCAGAGGACCCUCCUACCGAUGGCACCGCCACCUUCUCCCGUGGGAUUGUGCACGCCGGACCUUGUGAGAUCUGGCUGGACGAUAAGAUGGUGCUGCAGAACGACGACUGCCAGAGUGCGUACGGUGAUGGCACUCAGGAAACGAUCUCGGUCUUCAAACCCGUGGACUACUCGUCGUGUGCAUCGGGCGGAUGCAUGUUUCGUUUCUACUGGCUGGCGCUGCAGCGCCUCGACGGCAAGACCUACUGGCAGGUGUACAAGAACUGCAUCCCGUUGUCGGGCCCCGCUGGUGGAGGUGCUUCUCAGUCCACGCCGUCUGCUGGCGAAGGCUCGAAGAAUUCGCAAACGACCACUUCACCGCCCUCCCCGUCGAGCGGUGAAUCGGACUCCCCUUCGACGGAGACGACUCCAGCGCCUGAGGCCCCUUCGGUGGAUUCGCCGGAGGUGACACCGGCUCCUAGCAGCAAGUACAAUGGGCGUCGGAAGCGCAACUACCGGCAUCCCUUUGUCAUCACAUACUGCUUGUUAUGA